AUGGAUGAUUCGGAUCCCCCACGAAAGUCAUUGCGGGGGAUGACGCCUGAGGAAGUUGCCGAACUUCUCGCGGAGUAUGGCGCUAGCGGCCCAUUUGAUGAUCUGCUUGACAUCCAAGCUGUUUCCAAUAGUGUCUUUGACUAUGGCGGCCGAGACGUUUUCCUCACAGGAACCAACGCGGAAACGGAGGCUGAAGUCGAAAACGAUGCCGAUGGAAAGAAGCCCGUUGCUGCUGAUGUGGAUCACACAUGGCCUCUUGAGUCUGUAGUGAUGCACUAUACAGACAUUAUAUCUUCGUCCACAGCUCAACCCCUUUUGGAAGAGGUGAAUAAAUUGCUUGGGGGUGAAAGUUCUUCCGUAUCACUGACGGUUGGACCCGUUGAUGAUGGUUCGUUAAGGUAUGGAACGCGGAACGUCAUGGAUGAUGGUUUAGGCAUUGAUGAUUUGGAUAUGUUCAAUUUGACGCGUUCAUGUUUACGCUCCAACGACGACACAGAACUCUUAAAGAAGCUUGAUGGAAUGCUGGAGGAAGCAGAUCGCUUUCUCGCAAGUCGGAAGAAGCAAUAUAUAGAUCCAAUGGAUGAAACAUUCUUGAUGGAGAGGAAUCGCGCAUUUGAAGAAGAGGAGCGCCUGUGGAACCCAGUUCAAAGGGAUGAUGACUCUAGUGAUGAUGAUGAUGAUGAUGAUGACGGCAGUGUAAGUCUCUCAGCAAUUAGGGCUAUUAGAGCAUUUGGAGAAGAAAGGAAAGUGAUCGAUGAAGAACGUGAUUAUGAAGGGGGGGAAACACUUUUUUCCUUUGAGUACGGACCCACACUGGAGGAACAACAAAUUCUGUUGGAAUGGGACAACGCAGUAAGGGAUUGUGAAAAGCGAGCAGAAAGUGUCACCCAAUUGGAAGUGGACCCUAAUUAUGCACCAAAGUUGAUACGUAAUGGAGGCAUGCCAAGUUCUGCAAGUGCGCUUGAUUUAGACACAAUUUCUACCGAACAAGAUGAGAAAAAAAUGUGCAUACAUGCCUCUCCUGCUUGGGAGGAGGAACAAGCGACGGUACUGCAAUCCAUUGCAACUAUAGAGGCGAGGGACAGCGACUUAGAGGCAGCUGCAUCAAGGCAGCUGGAGUUGCAUCAUCGAGAGCGUCAGCAGCAGCUUCAGCUUCCACGAGCGAAUCAUGGUAGGCUUGUGUUUGAGAGUUUCACAAAGCGGGUGGAUGAUUUAUUACCCCCAGGAGAACUGGAAGUGCAGAUUCGUGGUAUUCUUGCCAUGGAAGGAGAAAGUGUAGACGUGACAGCGGUUGGGGAGCGGUGUGUUUCUAGCGCGGAACGGAGUAGAAAAGUGGCUGGACGCGAAAGCUUUCGGCUCAUAUGCGAGGAGCGGGAGACAUUGCUAAUGGGAAAAGAAGACCUUAAGGCCGCCCAGGAGUGGCGACGUCGUCUUGAGGAGCAGGAAAAUACCUUGGCGAGCGCGAUCGCAGACUUUAUACGACGCGAGGAAACACUGCAAAGACAAAUUGUCGAAGAGGAAGAAAUAUCCUUUCAGCAACUUUGUGGGAAGGAACGAGAUGACGUUGCAGCGGUUACUCAGGUGCAAGUUACUCGCCAGCGGCAGGCACUGGAAGCAGAUCUCGGUCGGGUUAUGGAGGAGCAUGAACACAUCCGCUGUGAAAUAGUUGCAAGGGAGGAGGAGGUCGCUGGUGAAAUGUAUCAGGAAGCACAACGUGCACUUCAGGGUCUUCGAUCCCUGCGCAAAAAAACCUUGCAGAAAAUAUCAGAUUCAAUGUUGGGCUGCAGCAAUGGCAGUAUGGAAAGUUGUGGUAAUCAGAAUCACAGGAUUCUCCACACUCGGAAUAUCGCCACGUUCACAACGGAGGCAUCGUGGCGACGCUCGUCUGAGACCCUAAAGGCGUGUGGUGAAUCCUUAUCUGCUCUAAAAACAGGUCUGGCCGCUCAACUUGGUAUUGGCAACUCACUUCGCAUAAAAAUGCUUUUAAUGGAACGAUGCUUUGGAGAGAAAUGGUUGAAAGAGUACCAUCAGGAUAUUAACGAUACUUUGGACCUACUUAAAACUCAGUUACGUGCUGAUGAUUCACAUUCCUGUCGAGUGGAGCCACCACCGGGAAGCCGACCCGCAACGGCAGGCUCUUCCAGCUCCCUCUCCACUGCAAACAAUCAUUCAACACCAUUAUUGGGCGACAGAGACACGAAUUUAAAUGGUCAUACAAGUAACUGUUUGAAUGCUCAACUUGCCAGGCGGCUUCAGCCUCUCGCUUUGGGUGGUGGGAGGCUUGAUGCUCGUGAUGUUGCGCAGCGCUGUCACUCGUUGUCUUUUGCUUUGGAGCACAUUUCUGAUAUCGACUUCUCUAGUCUUGCAACUCUCACAGUGCCAUGCGCAGAGGCAGGUUCCACAUCGAUAACUUCUUACGUGAAGGAACUCGACUUGGGUGGUAACGCGCUCCAGCAGCUACAGCUUGAUGAUGCGUUGCGGGUGUUUCCCUCGCUUCGUAGCCUCAAUGUAAACGAUAAUAAAAUCCGUGAUAUUAGGUGUCGCGUCGCGCCACUCCGGGGUGUUUCAGAGGCUCAAGCGAACUCCGUGGCGCAGUCAGCGAGAGUUACGCGUCUAGACAUAUCUGCAAAUGCGCUUGAUAAUGUUGAAGCUGUGGGUAAACUCCUCUCGUACCACCUCCGAACGCUGCUUAUAUUCUCUAAUAAGGUGGAAUCGUUGUUGCCACUGGCUCAGUGCACGCGCCUUGAGUGUUUGGAGGCGAGUCGCAACUUGGUCACAUCGUUGGUGGAACUUAAGCAGCUCCGCCUGCUGCAAACUAUUGACUUAAGUGACAACCGUAUCGAAACCAUAGAUCCCAUUGCUCAUCAAGUGUUGUUGCAGAACCUAUACUUGUCACGAAACAAAGUUCGAGAUGUUCCGCCCACGCUAUCGCUUGGUUUUCUCCGUCAACUCUUUUUAAAUGGAAAUGCUCUUGUUGCAUUAUCUGACGAGAGCUUCUGCUGGUUUCCCCUGCUAACGGUGCUUCACGUGGAAAACAAUAACCUACGCGAUGUGUCCGGGCUUCGGCACUGCCCACGGCUCACCACAGUAAAUCUUUCGUUCAACCAGUUGCAGCGCAUAGAAGAUCUGCUGCCGCUAACGGCAUGCCGGAUGGUACAGGUGCUGUCGGUGAAUGAGAACCCCUUUUCAGCAAGGCAAAUGGACGAUAACAGUUUGGGAAAGAAUUUGGAUAAAGUUAGAAACAAACUGCUUGCGUGGUUUCCGCACCUUUCCGAGUUGAACAAUGAAAAGGUGUUGGAGGGGCACCGUCAGAUAUCUGAAACUGAGGAGUUCUCGUCUCUUAUGCCGUAUUGUGUCGCUCGCCGGCUCCGAUGGAGAGUCACAGAAGAUAAACCCGCUGACAUGUGGGAUUGGCCAGUGUCUGUUUCAGCAGAUCACAUGCGUCAAUUCUGCGGUCUCAUGAGUUGUUGGGGUUGCGAACGAGGCCCACUCGACACCUACGCGGAUCUGUUCAAAGCUUUGGAGAGCGACAUUUUUCUUACCUCUAUGCAACGCGAGCAGGAUGAUCUCUGCACCAUACGUAGGCGCCGAUAUCAUGAUGCGGUAAGCGUAGAGGAAGAUUUAAAAAAACGAUUACGCGACUCGAAGCAAAGCCUUAAUCCAAUAACACAACGUCUUUCUGACAGAGUGGAAGUUCGUAACCGUCGUGAGUCAACAAAAAUGAUGGAGCAACACCUAAUUCAGAUGGAGCAUGUGCCCCGUGUGCGAGGGAAUAUCCAUAUAGUCGACGCUCUCUACACCCAACGGGCUAAUGCUUAUAAGGAAAUGAGAGCGAAAAAGUUCAUAUGCAACUGGAUGUACGGUUGCUUCCUUGUAAAGAAGGCCAAAAUGGAACUAGAAGAACUAAGGAAUUCCUACGAAAAUGUUCAGAGGCGGCGCCUUGAAGUGGCUGCACGUACCAUCCAACCGCUGUGGCGUGGGGCUGUUGUUCGUUCCCGCCUCAAGCGUAUUAUGAAGUCUAAUCUGGAGGAUGAUGACGAUAAUUUUAAGCCGGUAUCUCUUGAUUUCCUCGAUGAUGCAACAGCUGAAUACGACGGAGUUGGCGCGGUUCUUCAGCGCGUUUUGGAGAACCGCGGAGCGGAACUCAACAUCACAUUCGAUUGUCAUUUAACAAGUUUUGCAAAUAAGGAUGUGCCACCUCGUACGAAUUCUGCGGGGCAGAUUCGUGUCAGCAAUACACACAAGCUUUUGGAUACCGUAAAACGUCCGGACAGCCAACCGCAGGUGGAGCGUGCACCACCUUCGAACGGCGGCGAUGAUUUGAAUGAGUUUGUUUCCUCGCAUUUUGAGCGAAGGCAAAAGAAGAUAGAACGCUCCCGACGAGAAGAGAUGCAGCGAGAGUUUUUGAAGGACCCUCUCAGAAUCAAAAGAGAGCUCCAGAGAAGGUGA
Molecule: messenger RNA, 4449 nt
Organism: Trypanosoma brucei brucei TREU927
Lineage: Eukaryota; Euglenozoa; Kinetoplastea; Trypanosomatida; Trypanosomatidae
Exons: 1
Coding region: 1-4449 (1482 amino acids)
Cellular component (GO): cytoplasm
Molecular function (GO): protein binding
Source: RefSeq, a predicted model, not a curated record